This is a messenger RNA of Cannabis sativa, 2508 nucleotides long. RefSeq names its product nonsense-mediated mRNA decay protein 2-like. The coding region runs from base 1203 to 2210 and encodes 335 amino acids. NCBI's taxonomy places the organism in Eukaryota, Viridiplantae, Streptophyta, Magnoliopsida, Rosales, Cannabaceae. The record is from RefSeq and is a predicted model, not a curated record. The transcript has 3 exons.
AACCCACAAAACAAUCACAGAAAACCAGACCCAAAUCAAAAAUGGGUAAAAAAAAUCUGAAAGAGAACCCUCCUAGCCCCACUUCCCCUUCUGUUAAAAGAAAAACCAUUGCUGGACCUUCGAAGAACACUCGAGGAAAAAGACCUCGAACUGUUGUUGAAAAUUCAGACUCAGAUUUUGAGUUGGAUUCUGAAUUUCUUAAGUCGCCUGUUUCUGUUAAGGUAUUUUACUAUUUAUCUGUUGUUGUUUUUGAGGUUUUUUGUUUUUUUGUUAAAUUCGAUAUUUGAAGUUCAUAUAUCUGGGUAUUUGUUUGUUUUUGUUUAUGUAUUUGUAAUUGUUUUAUAUAUCUUGUUCGAUUUAUUUAUGUGUUUUUGUUAAUUUUUUAUUUGUUGUUUUGUUGGUGUUGUUAUUUUUUAUUUUAGGGCAAGGGUAAAUCCCCUGUGAAGGUGUUGCCAUCAUCAGGUGUUUCUGAAGAAAUUCCUGUUAAUAGGAUUGUUGAGGUUUGUCAUGUUAUGCAUUCUGUUCUAUGUUUUUUUGUUGUUUUUUUGUUGUUGUUAUUUUCGUAGUGUUUUUUGGUGUUUUAUCAGUGUUUUCAUUGUUCUGUUUUUUAGGAUUGGGAAUGCAAGUACACUCGAUCUCAAUUUUAUCAUUCUAGAGUAGUAACAUCUGGUUAUUACUCUGUACUUGGUGACAUUAAGAGAAUUUUAACUGAAAGCCAAUUGGAAAUUUUUUCAAAAUCUGUGUUUGGUUAUUUUCUUCGAAUUCCUGAGUACAUAAUUCAUUACCAAUUGCUUCAUUGUUUGCUGUUGAGGGAGGUUCAGCAGCCUAAUGGGUUGGAGUUUUGGGUUUGUGUCCAAGGGAAAUACCUUAGGUUUAGUAUCGAAGAGUUUGCGUUGGUCACGGGGUUAGAUUGUCAUGUUGAUUCUGAUUUUUAUCAGUUUAAGCAAGAUGAUAAUGAAUUGGUCAAAUCUUGUUUUAAGGGGUACAAAAAAAUUACCAAGGGUGCUAUUCAGACUGCUUUUAUUGCUGACAAUCUUAAGGAUAACGACGAUCUUGCAGUCAAGUUGGCUGUAUUGUAUUUUGUGCAGUGUUAUUUGUUAGGUGGUCCCCCUGGUAAAGUUGUUUCGUCUGAGGAAAUAGAUGUUGUGGAUAGUGGUCGAUAUAAUGAAUUUGGGUGGGGCAAGCAUUGUUUUGAUAUCACUAUGCAUUCUUUGAAGGGUAAGAUAGAUUCUGGUUAUAAGAGGGUAGUUCGUAGUGACGAGGAUGGUGGGUAUUACAGGUUAUUGGGUUUUCCUUUGGCUAUUCAAUUCUGGUUUUUCGAGUGUUGCCCGUAUGUUAUUGGGAAACUAUCCUUGUACUCAAAUGUUGGCAUUCCAAGGAUUUUGAAUUGGCCUAAAUUACCCAAGGACAAGGAGGGUAUGGUGAAAAUGGAUGUCAUGAACACCCUCAUUUUCGAUCGGUCUUUGAAAGAGUUAAAAUUAAGAAACCUCACUCCAACUUCCGUUGAGAGAUUGAGUUUGAGCCUCACUGAUUUUUUCUCUGGUGAGACUACUCCCGAGGCUGUGAAAUUCAAAAUUAAAGGUGGUUCCAAGCCUGCUGGUCAACCUGGCUUGAUGGGUUCUUCUUCAUCAACUGCUCAUGAGAAUGUCUCCCGAGUUGAGUUUGAGGAAUUUAAAAAGUGUUUAUCUGUUGUUGUCAGCCAGCAAGGGAUUCUUAUGAAAUCUGUUGCUGAGAUGAACAAGAAGCUGGACAUUCUUAUUGAGUCAUCCCAAGGUGGUCUCACUCACAAUGGAUCUCAGUCUGAAGAUGCUCUUCGUACUUCAGAAAAUGAGGAUGAUGAAGAUUCCACUUCGGAGGAAGACGAGGAUGAUAAAUUCGACGAUGACAAAGGAGAUGAUCAUCAUGACGAUGAAACUGAUGAUGAUGAUGAUGAUCUGGGUGGAGAUGGUGUUGGUGCUGGUCAGGAUGAGGCUCACACGGGCGAUGUUCGUAACGAUGAGGGUGUUGUUGUCCCCGCGGUUGUUUCGAGGGAUGAUGAUACCGGCAAGGUCGAUGAUGCCAAGAAUUCUGACCCUGUGGAACCUAUUGCAGAGAUCAAACAGGUGUAUUUCUUGUUUGGACAUCAUUUUUGUUUGUGCUUUUUUUUGUGUGUUUCUGUGUUUUGUGUUUGUUUUAAUAGUUUUUUACUGUUUUUUUUGUUAUCAGCCUGAACAGUCUCAAGGUGGGGAGGAGAACAUUGAUGUUGAUGCAACAAUUGCAUCUGCUGUUAAAGCUGUGGAGAAUUUGGUUUGUGUUUAUGUUUUUUUUUUAUAUAUUUGUAUUUAUUUGGUAUUCUAUUGUUGUUUUUAUGGUGUUUUUAUUGUACUGUUUGAAAUUUAAAAAUAAGUCUUUUUAUUUAUCCUUUCUCUUUUUUAGAUUGGUUCCUCAACUCAUGCCCCUGCUCCUGUUGAGACUUCUGAGAAGACUGAUCUUGAAAUGGUUGUUUUUCAAGAGACUCCUAUUUUACGU